This is a messenger RNA of Camelina sativa (false flax), 414 nucleotides long. Lineage: Eukaryota; Viridiplantae; Streptophyta; Magnoliopsida; Brassicales; Brassicaceae. The record is from RefSeq and is a predicted model, not a curated record.
AUGGCGAUGAUGAUGAUCAAGAAUCAUGUAAGAUCUAUUAGCUUACCUUCAAGAUCUCAUCCUAGCACAGCAGCGAUCGAGGAAUCGCUUGAUAAGCUUCUUAUCAUCACCAUGAACACUUCGACGAUGACGUCAUCCGAUUCGGUUUACUCCGGUCUAUCGGGGCUGGAGGAUCUGUACGACUGCACGGAAGAGCUUCUUAAGAUGGGUUCGACGCAAAGUGUGUUGUCGUGUAGUGAUGGGAGGAAGAAGAAGAAGAAGAAGGUGAAAGGAGAGUUUAUGGAGGAGAUGCUUGAUGGUUCGUUGAGGCUAAUGGAUAUAUGCAACGUCUCGAGGGAUCUCAUGGUUGAGACUCAUGAGCGCGUUCUUGGUCUUCAAUCUUGUGUUAGGAGAAGGAAAGAUUGUCACCCUUAG